ACUGUCCUGACAUUUGGGAGAUAUCUGUACUGUUCUGACAUUUGGGGGGAUAUCUGUACUGUCCUGACAUUUGGGGGAUAUCUGUACUGUUCUGACAUUUGGGGGAUAUCUGUACUGUCCUGACAUUUGGGGGAUAUCUGUACCGUCCUGACAUUUGGGGGAUAUCUGUACCGUCCUGACAUUUGGGGGAUAUCUGUACCGUCCUGACAUUUGGGGGAUAUCUGUACUGUCCUGACAUUUGGGGGAUAUCUGUACCGUCCUGACAUUUGGGGGA
Messenger RNA from Staurois parvus, 274 nucleotides. Lineage: Eukaryota; Metazoa; Chordata; Amphibia; Anura; Ranidae. The record is from the annotation of a GenBank genome assembly.